AUGCCCGCAGACUCCCUCAUGCCCAGGACGGAGUCCUUCAACGCCCGCGUACGCGGCGCGUCCCACAUCGAUUUCAAGACUGCCACUACUGGCGUCGCCGCGAAGGCCAUGCGCAAUGAGCUCUCCGCGCUCGUCAACACCGUCAAGGAUCCCGAGACCCGCAAGGCCUUCGACACCGAGAUGCAGUCGUUCUUCUACCUUUUCACGCGUUACCUCUCCGAACGCGCGCGCAGCCAAGAACUUGACUGGGAACGCAUCGCAUCGCCUUCCGACGACAAGAUUGUUCCUUACUCCAAACUCCCCACCGCCGAUGCCUCCAACCUUAGCAAACUCGCUGUGCUCAAGGUUAACGGUGGUCUCGGAACCUCCAUGGGCAUGACCGGCGCGAAGAGCGCACUCGAGGUCAAGGACGACAUGACCUUCCUCGACCUCACCGUACGCCAGAUCGAGCACCUGAACACCACCCACCGCGUCGAUGUCCCCCUCAUCCUCAUGACGUCAUUCAACACCCACGAGGAUACCCUCCGUAUCAUCAAGAAAUAUGCCAACCAGCAGCUGCGCAUCACCACCUUCAACCAGUCGCGCUACCCCCGUAUCUUCAAGGAGACCCUCCUCCCCUGCCCGCGCACUGCCGACGAUGACAAGAAGCACUGGUUCCCCCCUGGCCACGGUGACUUGUACAACGCGUUGACCCACUCGGGCGUCCUUGACCAGCUGCUUUCGGAGGGCAAGGAGUACCUCUUCGUGUCGAACUCGGAUAACCUGGGCGCUGUCGUCGACGAGCGCAUCCUCCAGCACAUGAUUGACUCGCAGUCAGAGUUCAUCAUGGAGGUGACGGACAAGACAAAGGCCGACAUCAAGGGUGGUACCCUCAUUGACUACGAGGGUCACAUCCGCCUGCUCGAGGUUGCCCAGGUACCGAACGAGCACAUUGAGGACUUCAAGUCUGUUCGCAAGUUCAAGAUCUUCAACACCAACAACUUGUGGAUCAACUUGAGAGCGCUCAAGCGUGUCAUGGAUACCGAGGGCAUGGAACUCGAUAUCAUCGUCAACCCCAAGACGACGGACGAUGGUCAGGCCGUGAUCCAACUCGAGACCGCCGCCGGUGCCGCGAUCAAGCACUUCAACAACGCACACGGUGUCAACGUCCCGCGUAGCCGCUUCCUGCCCGUCAAGAGCUGCUCCGAUCUGCUGCUCAUCAAGAGCGACAUCUACUCGCUGCAGCACGGUCAACUCGUGAUCAACCCGCAGCGCAUGUUCGAGACGACACCCGUCAUCAAACUCGGAGACCACUUCAAGAAGAUUCAGCAGUUCCAGAAGCGCUUCAAGAAGAUCCCCAAGAUCAUCGAGCUCGACCAUCUCACCGUGACGGGCGACGUCUACUUCGGGCGCAACGUCACCCUCCGCGGCACGGUCAUCGUUGUCGCGAACGAGGGCCAGCGCAUCGACAUCCCCGAUGGCUGUGUGCUCGAGAACAGGUUGCUCUCUGGUAACCUCAACAUGAUCGAGCUAUGA
This is a messenger RNA of Trametes versicolor FP-101664 SS1, 1515 nucleotides long. RefSeq names its product UTP-glucose-1-phosphate uridylyltransferase. The transcript has 8 exons. Bases 1 to 1515 code for a protein of 504 amino acids. The record is from RefSeq and is a predicted model, not a curated record. Gene Ontology annotation, molecular function: UTP:glucose-1-phosphate uridylyltransferase activity. Gene Ontology annotation, biological process: UDP-alpha-D-glucose metabolic process; glycogen metabolic process. NCBI's taxonomy places the organism in Eukaryota, Fungi, Basidiomycota, Agaricomycetes, Polyporales, Polyporaceae. Gene Ontology annotation, cellular component: cytoplasm.